AUGUUUAGCCAGAACAAGGGUGCAGUUGCUCAUGGCCUUCGGCUGCAGCCGCUGCUAAUCGCAGCCAUACUCACCGCCUCGGUGGCAUUGGCCACGCCGGGUGGCGGUGGUCACCAGUUGCUGCCCCCCGGGAACCACAAGCUCUGCGGUCCCGCGCUGUCCGAUGCCAUGGAUGUGGUGUGUCCACAUGGUUUUAAUACGCUGCCAAGGAAACGUGAAAGCCUUCUCUCCAACAACAAUGAUGCCAACAUGGAGAUGGAGGUGGAGAUGGAGGAUGAUGGCAUGUGGCAAACGCUGGACGGGGCUGGCUACUCCUUCAGUCCGCUGCUGACCCAUCUGUACGGAUCCGAGGUGCUGAUCAAGACGCGUCGCCACAGGAGACACCUGACCGGUGGCGUCUACGACGAGUGCUGUGUCAAGUCCUGUAGCUACGAGGAGCUAGCCACCUACUGUCUAGCGAAAUAG
Molecule: messenger RNA, 465 nt
Organism: Drosophila teissieri
Lineage: Eukaryota; Metazoa; Arthropoda; Insecta; Diptera; Drosophilidae
Gene: Ilp1
Product: probable insulin-like peptide 1
Exons: 1
Coding region: 1-465 (154 amino acids)
Cellular component (GO): extracellular region
Molecular function (GO): hormone activity
Source: RefSeq, a predicted model, not a curated record